GGUGUAUGGUGUAGUGGGCCUCUUCUCUAAUAUUUUUUUCUCUCUCCUCUCUCUCUCGAUCGCAGAAGAAUCUCUUAUCUUCUCACAGGACUGCUCCUUUCCUUUACCCGGUCCUCUUUCUCGCACUUUAUAUAUCUUUGGUAUCACGCCAUUGUCUUCUAAGGUGCCAUGCAACGCAGAUGGAUCUUACUUCCUCAGUAAUUUCUUGUUAAAUCAGCAAGAAUUUUUCGUUCCAUAUCGAUCUUUCUCGAUUCUUUUCGCCGGAAUUGAGAUGGGUUCAUUACAAGGACCGGUUAUUUGCCCUGCCGUCCGUGCAAAACAAAAUGGAAUUUUCACCCCAUCUAUUAACGAAACCUUAAUGAAGGCCAAAAAUCUUAGAAGUGGAUUCUGGGGACUCAAAGGGAUCAAUGGCCGUGGGACUAAUAUGGGUCAUCAAGCACGUUUGCAGAAGGGCAUGACGGUGCGGGGUAGUUUCAGUUCAUCAUCAAAUGGUAAUGAUAGCAUGGCAGAAAAUUUCAGUGAGAAUGAUGCUGAUUAUGUGAAUUCAAGUGUGGUCGAAGCUGUUGAGGUGAAGAGUGGUGCAGAAGGUUUCAUGAUUAAAAUGAGAGAUGGCAGACAUUUACGAUGCAUCCAUAACAACCCUCAGGGUGGAAAUCUGCCUGAUUAUGCUCCACAUCCUGCAAUUGUACUAAAGAUCGAAGAUGGGACUGGUCUUCUCCUCCCCAUUAUUGUUUUGGAGAUGCCAAGUGCGUUGCUAUUGGCAGCUGUGCGCAAUGUCCAAAUUGCUAGGCCCACUAUGUAUCAAGUGGUGAAAGAAAUGAUUGAGAAGAUGGGAUAUGUUGUGAAACUUGUUAGAGUCACCAAGAGAGUAAAUGAGGCCUAUUUUGCUCAGUUAUACCUCAUGAAGCCGGGUGAUGAAAAAGAGUGUGUCAGCUUUGACCUUCGACCUUCAGAUGCCAUCAAUAUUGCAGUGAGAUGCAAGAGAGGGAAUGCUCUCUAUUGGACAAAGAACACAUACAUCUGGAAUAUAUGACUAUGAGGAAGGCAGCGGCUGCUAUUGAGGUUCUAUUCCAUUUGUGCCUAGAAUCUUUUUGGCAUAUUCAUAGAUGAGUUUAAAUGCAUUGCGAAUGAAGAGAAAAAGAGAUAAAACUCUUGGUUUACUUACAAACUUAAUUGUUUUCUCUCUAUUCUGUCGUUGGUUACUGGGUAAUAGUACCUUGACUGUUGAAGUUGGUGGACUGCUCCCUCUUUCCAGUUCUUGCCAACGAUGAUGGGAGUCAUAUUGAUUUCAAUUCAUGAUUUCAAAGUUUUAUCUGGAAUUGGACUAUAUAUGACACAUGUUUGAGAAAUUGGGAAUUUCUGUGAUUUUCCAGAGGUUUAUAUUGAUAAAGAUAGGAGAUGGAAGAGUGAUUUUGUACUGAGGAAUGGACUUGCAUGGUUUUCAUUUUUUGGACUUACUCCAAAUCACACAACAAUUCCUUCUCUUCCCACAUACAUUGGACUUGACUUUUGACGGUACAGUCAGGAUAAUGAUAAAAAAGCCAUUACCAUCUGGCAGUGGGAAGUGGCUGGUUAUGUUAAGCUAGCAAGUGGUUGGCUGGCUUGCUGCUGUGUUUUCUGUAGCAUUUGUUUACUAUUAAGGAUGUAGUUUAUCCAAUAUUUUGAAUCUCUGCAGGAGUUGAACUAUGUGUUACGCUGCUUAUUGAUGGUUUUUCUGAAUAUUAAAUCUUACUUUUGUUAUUUUCAUAAUUUUGUAGGUGCCAAUACAAGUCAACAGAUACUUGGCAUAUGGUGAUGGAAUGCGAGUGAUUGAAUCUGCAAGGCCUUCAUUGCAGGGAUCAUCUUCAGAUGGCUUACUUUUCACAGAACUAGAUCGACCCAGUGGCCAGCCAUGCAUUGAGACAGAAGAGUUUGAUCUUGUGCGCAACAUGCUGAUUGCUGUGGUUGAGGAACGCUAUAAGGAUGCAGGUAUGUUUUGUUCCCUUCUUUUUUGGUUUGUAUUAUAGCUUUGAUGGAUGCAAAAUGGGCCAAUUUUUUGGCGCAUGGAGAGGACAUCCCCAACCCAACCAAAACAGGGAUAAGAGACUCUUUUUCUGUCUCUGUGGGCUUCUUCUAGAAAACAGCGAAUGUGAUUUAGAGCACCUACCACAAAAGAGGAAAUAAGGAUCUGGUAAUGUAAAAUGCAAAUGAAGGCACAACCCUGAGAUAUUAGCAAACAACUUGUCUUAUUCCAAUCAAUUGGGCGGAGCUGUGAUAUGCUUAAAUGACAGUACCCUCUCUCUCUCUAUCUCUCAAAAUUGACCAUAUUACUUCUUUUCACUCUUAAUGGGGAUUGAAGCUGUUUUUUCUGCUCAGUAUUCCCAACGUUUACCUAUAAUGUAGGGCACCAGUUGGAUAUCCCAGCACCCAAUGUCUCUGCCCUAUUAUGUUUGGGCCUUUUUUCCUAGUUUCUUAGAUGCUUUUCCGAAAUCCAGAACUCACCAUUUUGUUGUCUUGUGUAAUUUAUCUUCCUCAUGGAUAUUAAACCUUUUGAUACCUCAUCAUUCUGAUAAUCUAUUACAGCUCAGUGGAGGGACAAACUUACUCAAUUUCGUUCCAAGAGGAAUUGGACAUAGCAGAUUUAAGAUGUUUCAGGAGGAUGAAAUCUGUAAAUAGAAACCAUUGGUUGAAGUUGUCAUUGUCAGCUUUCCCAUGUAAUUAACUAAUCAUGACUCUUCCAUUAAAUAUGUAUGUAUAACUUGUGAAUUAUAUAUGUGUAUGAAUGAUAUCUCAAAUGUAAUAUGGAAUCAUGUGGGAACUUCUGAUUUCUGCUAAAUAGAAACUAUUGGUUGAAGCUGUCAUUGUCAGCUUUCCCAUGU
This is a messenger RNA of Ilex paraguariensis (yerba mate), 2858 nucleotides long. Lineage: Eukaryota; Viridiplantae; Streptophyta; Magnoliopsida; Aquifoliales; Aquifoliaceae. The record is from the annotation of a GenBank genome assembly.